Messenger RNA from Phytophthora nicotianae INRA-310, 671 nucleotides. RefSeq lists its product as hypothetical. The record is from RefSeq and is a predicted model, not a curated record. Bases 86 to 364 code for a protein of 92 amino acids. NCBI's taxonomy places the organism in Eukaryota, Oomycota, Peronosporomycetes, Peronosporales, Peronosporaceae. The transcript has a single exon.
CUAGCAAAGAUUGAGCUGCCACUGAUAUUCGAUGCGCUAGCCUGAAAGAGUUAAAUGCUAGGAUGGCGCACUAUUGCAGGGCGCGAUGGCGUCGCUCGCCCUUGCCCUGGCUCCGCUUGGACAGUACAGCGCCAGCCCAACGGGGCACACCUGGGUUCUCCAUUCCGGGCUGCGCCACAAAGGUAGGACCAACGCCAGUGCGGAGCUAAUGGUCCGCUGCCGCCCACACGCAAAAAAAUACACAAAGAUACACACAAGUGGCAAGAAGGAGCCGAAGAAAUACGUCAUCAUCUCUCUUCAACGUGCUGGCUGCACUGCCAGCGGCGAUGGGAAGCCAGAGGCGCGAUUCUCGCCGCGAGAAUAACGACAUGCAAGCCAGCGCCUCGACGCUUCAGACAAACGUUCUGUGAUGUCGCCUCUCUUGGUGUCGUCGUGCGGCGCACACGUUGUGAUGGCAGCGUCGAGUCGCGCGCGGCCGUCGCGUCGCCAUAGCAUCGCCAUUUUCUUAUCCCGGCCGGUGUGGGCUUGAAGCGCUGGUGCCAGAUAGGCGCUGACCAGUUUGCUGCUUAGUAAUCCUGUUAUGAGGCAUACCCUUACUUGUGGCAUGCAGUAAUUUGUAAAAGAACGUCUUUUGUUGACUUCCUUAUUUCAUAAACCUGUUGUAAGAUGUG